Molecule: messenger RNA, 2646 nt
Organism: Trichoderma atroviride IMI 206040
Lineage: Eukaryota; Fungi; Ascomycota; Sordariomycetes; Hypocreales; Hypocreaceae
Source: RefSeq, a predicted model, not a curated record
AUGCAUGAGAAUAGCAACAGUAGCAGCAGUAAUAGUCUGGUACGAGGUACAAGCUGCGAAUCGGCCGCCUCUGACUGGCGCCAGCCAAAUGGUGCUCCUCGCAUGUACCACCACCUCGUUUUCACUCAACCUCAACCCAUGACCCCUUGGCAGCCUCGACCUCUCGCCUCUCGCAACGACACUGCCAGCACGGACAUUGAGGGAGACUCGACGCGGCUCGACGCGAUACCCGACGCAGAGCUUGACCGACCCGUUUGCCGCAGCUGCAACGCCGAGCUCGUCGUGAAUUGCGUCGUCAUUCGUUCACGGCCGCUUCGAACUGCCCUUGCGCCAAGGGAGAGACGGCGACAGAAGGCCGAGGCGCACCGGGAUCCACAUAUCACACUUUUGCCCUUGGAAUCUUCUUUCGCGAGCUGGGCUUGUUGUGAGGGAAACACUGGAAGCUUAACGCACUGGAUUUCGUCUGCCCGCCGCUUCUCUUGGCUCAAUCUGCCGCUCGAAUCGACUAGUCUAGCUACGCAGGCCUCUACAGUUGCGAUGGCCUCUGAUUCGGAGAUGGACGUGGACGCUCCUCGCGUCAAUGGCACGGCAGCUGGCACCAUUGAGGACCUCGCUUUCGCCGCUGUCCACCCAUCGACCCCUCAAGAGACAGGACCUCUCAGCCAAACAACGCUACCGUCCACCGAGAUCCCAGGAUCGCCAAUUGACCCAAACCAGUCAUUUAAAACAGAGGUCAUCGACGAUAGGCCGGCCAUUGCGGUUAUUCCGUCGUCCAUGACCCCGCCGCCCUCCACGCAGGUCGCGGCAAGCAAUGGCGCCUCGAGACGUGCCUAUUCCAACUCUCAGCAGUCGGCCCUCUUUUCGCCGCCCGCUACCAUUCUAAACACCAUGCGUGGACGAGAUAUCGAACCCGAAUUCGCGCCGCCAGCACCUCACCAGCUGCUCGAGGCUUCGGCGGACGAGCUUCGCGCCAUGCUGCAGACUUGCAUCGCCGAGAACCAGAAACUAAAGAUGGAGGCUGCACAUCACAAACUACAAUAUAACCUGCUGAGCUUACAAGCGGACGAGGACUCAAAACGUGCCGCGGUGGAACACGACAUGAUACGCCGCGAAGUGGACGCCUUACGCAUGGCGGAGCAUUCUCGGCAGGCGAAGCGCGAGCUCAGCUCCGGAUCAGAGUCUCUGCAGAACAAGUACCUGCAGAUGAAGAUGUGGUACGAAUCAGCAGUGGAAGAGAAUGAAGCCCUCAGCCGGAGAGUCAAGCUGGCCAAGAAGGUCAUCCAACAGAAGGAGGAGGAGACUAUGUCUCUGGCAGAGGAGCGAGAGAUGCUACUGAACCGAAUUCGGGAGAAUCGCGAGCACUUUCAUAUGCUAUGCAGCCCCGGAGGCAUCUUCCAUGGCGCUCUGACGCCCAAACAUGGGAUUACAUCGACACCGCAGCAGCAUCGCGGGGCGGCUCGCACUCUGCACCGGGAAGAGACUGAUGGGCGGGAACACGGAUUGUCUGCCCUUUUGGAGGCAAUGAGCCAGAGCCAGACGCAAGAAAACAACAACGCUGCCAACAACAACAGUGCGCCAUCAACACCCAUGGUCAUGGCUCGACCUGCUUCUCGGCUGGUUAGGAGGCACCAACGUAACGCCCAGUCCAUGUCGUCACUUCCCACUACUCCCAUGCAUAAUCUGCGUGGAGACCACAGCGGUCUAUUGCCGUCAGUAAAUCUGGUGGCGCAAACGGAGCCGAGAUCUCGCUAUUCACAACGACGAUUUGUUCCUACAACUCCACCCUCUCAGCGACAAUCACGAAGAAGAAGACGAGAAAGCACAAUCUCAAUGGAGGACAAUGAAGAGCUUGCUCGGCAAGCCCUGGAAUCGGUCAAAGCAGUACAGACACUAUCAUCUCAGCCGUCUGGAGUUGUUCCAGCCGGGGGCCCAAUCAGCUCACAAGAAGACGAGGAGCAAGUCUAUGACAGCCAGGCGAGUCGAGCAGCGGCAAAGAUGCUGCGACAAUACCCCGGGGCGCCGUCAUUGGAUGCCUCAGAAGGACCUGCUGAGAAGUCUGCAGCCAUGCAUGCCAAGCUCUUUACUGGAAGCAAAUCUGCAGCUGGGGCUGAGAAGCGCAAGCUGGCUGCUGAAGGCGAGACUCAAGCGGACAGCCCACAAAAGAAAUUGAAAGCUGGUGGAGCGGCAUCAGAUGGCCGUCGUGUUGGGCUGGGUAUUCAAUACUAGUAGGAAUGGGGAGAAGGGCAGACGAAUUCUGGUCAUGUUGGAUCAGAUUGAAGCGAAUUAUUUAAGAGAUAUCCCCUAGUCGGCACAUGAUUGGAAAUCUUUGCUUAUUGUGUUUUAUAGCCGAAUUGUUCUUCUCUUUGACGAAUGAUGACUAUAUUUGUUUGAACUGAGUUUGGUUGAAAGUGGCAGUAGCACGAGAUGGGACGCGGCUGUUGCUGUCGGAAAGAAAUCGGAUAAGGGACGACUAAAAGGGCGGUAGGGCUGGGAUCAAACAGCACAGCACAGCACGGGGACUAUACUGUACGAGCAUUUUCGAUAUAUACUCUUCGAUAUAUACUCUGUUUAAGAGUGAUGAGUAAACAGAGUUGGCAUUAAUUGUCCAACGAGCAGGAGAAUAAAGACUGGAAUACUUUUUGGAUA